UCCGCGUCGCAACGCCGGAAGAGGGCUGGCCUAGGCUAGGCCCAACCGGGCGCGGAGACGAGGGACCAAGUCGUCGUCCUCCCUCGCGGGAAAAGCAAGCCCGUUUCCCGCCAAAACCCCGAGAAAUAACAAUCCCCACUCCCUUCUCCGGCCCGCCCCGCCCGAGUCUGAGAGAGAGAGAGAGAGAGAGAGGAGAGCAAGCGCCUCGCUUUAUCGCCGCGACUCAUCCUAACGGGAUGGAGAUUGUCCGAUCCCACCGGCAGCUCGCGGCUGCGGCCGGCGUAGGCGGCGCGAGGGGCCUGCCGACCUACCGGGCGGCGCCGCAGCUGGAGGUGCGGCUGGAGGAGUUCGAGCUCUUCGCCAUCGACCGCCUCCGUGUUCUGAAGGGGAUCUCGGAUGGGCUCUCGCGGGGGAAGAGGCCGGAAGAGAUGGAGAAACUGGUUAGUGAGCUGUGGAAGGCACACAUGAGGCACCAGGAUCCAGCAGAGACUUUGAACAAGGAUAUAAUAUCCCACUUUGUGCUCCGCCUUGUCUACUGCAGAACGGAAGAAUUGCGAAAGUGGUUUCUCUCCAUGGAGACUACACUUUUUCGGUAUCGCUUUCGGCUCGAGAGUCCGGAAGCACAGAGGAUGCUUAUGAGUGAGUUUCAACUGCCAUACAAAGCAUUGCCACACUCCGAAUUUGAGGCUGUGAAAGACAAGUUGAGCCAAGUUGCACGUUCCAUUGUUCAAUCUGCAACUGUUGAAUCUGUGUUCUUCAAGGUACCGUUUGAGGAAGUUCCUGAUCUUGUCGCCAGCCGCCGAGUAUUUCUUUCUAAAGGCUAUGCUUAUGUUGCGAUGAGUCAGGUGGUUUCGCUUGUGGUUACCCAAUUCCGUUGCAAUAUCUCAAAGGCACUUGUUUUAACAAACAGAAAAUGGGCGGCAACCAUUAAGGAACAAGAAAAGGACAGGUUGACUCCUAUUGUUGAAGCAUUAAGCAAUGCAUAUUUUGGACCUGAUUACUCUCAGCCAAAGGAUGCUGCCGAAAUUUCUCUAAAGGAUAUCGACCAACUGGCUAGAACUUCAUUCCCUCUUUGUAUGUGCCAUAUGCUAGAUAAGUUGAGAGAGAACCAUCAUCUGAAGCAUGGGGGUAGAAUGCAGUUUGGUCUAUUUCUUAAGGGUGCUGGACUUAAGUUGGAGGACGCUCUUGCGUUUUGGAGAGUGGAAUUUUCUCAGAAGGUUGGCUCUGAGCGGUUUGACAAGGAAUAUGCCUAUAGUAUCAGACAUAAUUAUGGAAAAGAAGGAAAAAGGACGGAUUACACUCCAUAUUCAUGUCAAAAGAUCAUUUCUGCAACACCUGGUGUUGGUGAUCACCAUGGUUGCCCUUAUCGACAUUUUGGUGAAGAAAAUUUGCGAGCAGCUCUCAACAAACUGGGUGUCGGUGGAUAUGCAUUGGAAGAGAUAAUGGAUAAAGUGAAGAACAGGCAUUACCAGCUAGCUUGCACAUUGACCUUUGAGGCAACGCAUGGUGUCUCAUGUGAUUCUGGAAUCAACCACCCAAACCAAUAUUUCAGUGAAAGCCAGAAAGUUUUGAGAGCCAAAAACCAAACAGUGGAGAGCCAAUCAGCGACCUAAAUUGUAUUGCUGCUGCAAUAUGCAUUCAUUCACAAAAAAAAGCAGACCAGCGUCGAAUCUAUAUGUGGUGAUCGCUAGCUGAUCUUUCACGCCUAGCCAAAUUGCCGGAAUGCUGUUCUUGGCUGUUUCCAAAUUCCAACAGCGACCUGUCUUACCGUGCAAGCUAUGGCGCCACAUUGUACACUAGAUGGAUUGGUGUGCCUACGCCGCCCCUGUUUUUUGUUGCACAGAGCAUAAUAAAAGAAAACUAAAAAAGUUGGAUUUACCAUUUUUGGACAUCUCAAUAUUUAUUUAUGAAUUUAUCAAUAUUUAACACAUUCAUUUAAUUAUGCAGAAAACAAUGUUACUUUCACGCAUGCGCAUUAUUUUAACAUGUAGACAACAGUAAUACGAAUCUAACUAAAUUUGUUUCAUAUUUUUUUGAGUUUUAGAUAUUUUUCUAUGUAUUUUAGAUUAUU
Phragmites australis (common reed) is the source of this 2071-nucleotide messenger RNA. RefSeq names its product probable DNA primase large subunit. Bases 237 to 1613 code for a protein of 458 amino acids. NCBI's taxonomy places the organism in Eukaryota, Viridiplantae, Streptophyta, Magnoliopsida, Poales, Poaceae. Gene Ontology annotation, biological process: DNA replication, synthesis of primer. Gene Ontology annotation, cellular component: alpha DNA polymerase:primase complex. The record is from RefSeq and is a predicted model, not a curated record. The transcript has 20 exons.